Molecule: messenger RNA, 1921 nt
Organism: Corylus avellana
Lineage: Eukaryota; Viridiplantae; Streptophyta; Magnoliopsida; Fagales; Betulaceae
Product: protein NRT1/ PTR FAMILY 5.6
Biological process (GO): dipeptide transport; transmembrane transport
Cellular component (GO): membrane
Molecular function (GO): tripeptide transmembrane transporter activity; dipeptide transmembrane transporter activity
Source: RefSeq, a predicted model, not a curated record
UUUGGAGCCUUUCUUCCUCGUAAAGAAAGUGAUACAUAUAUAUAUAUAUACUGCUUUCCAUAUAUAUAUAUAUAUAUGGAGCAGAGAAAGGGAGCAGAAUCAAAGGACGCUGGGGGGGAGAAAUGGGUUUACGAUUCUUCCAUGGAUCACAAAGGACAAGUUCCUCUUCGAGCUUCUACUGGUGUUUGGAAAGCCGCCAGGUUUAUCAUUGCAAUUGAAUUCAGUGAGAGGCUGAGUUACUUUGGGCUUGCAACGAGCUUAAUCCUUUACCUCAGCAAAGUAAUGCAUCAAGAUCUUAAGACAGCAGCCAGGAAUGUGAACUAUUGGUCUGGUGUGACUACUUUGAUGCCACUGUUGGGAGGGUUCAUAGCUGAUGCUUACUUAGGCAGAUUCUCAACAGUGCUCAUCUCAACCAUAAUCUACCUCAUGGGUUUGAUCCUCCUGACGAUGUCCUGGUUCGUACCGGGCCUCAAGGCUUGUGAGAAUGAAAUAUGCACCGAGCCGAGGAAGGUUCACGAGGUGGUCUUUUUUCUAGCCAUUUACUUGAUCUCUAUAGCGACUGGAGGGCAUAAACCCUCUCUGGAGAGCUUUGGAGCUGACCAGUUUGAUGAAGAUCAUCACGAAGAAAGAAAACAAAAGAUGUCGUAUUUCAAUUGGUGGAAUUUUGGCCUCUGCUCUGGACUCCUGUUUGGUGUCACUGUGGUUGUCUAUGUGCAAGACCAUGUGAACUGGGGUGUUUCUUACAUUAUUCUCACUGCAGUCAUGGCAGCGUCGCUGGUUAUUUUCGCCAUUGGGAGGCCAUUUUACCGUUACAGGGGAGCAACGGGGAGCCCCUUGACACCAUUGGUGCAAGUUCUUGUUGCAGCCAUUAGGAAGAGAGAUCUUGCUUACCCUUCCAGUCCUGAUCAGUUGUAUGAAGUUCCCAAGACGGAGAAAACCCAAGGGAGGCUUCUUUGCCACACAAACAAACUCAAAUUUCUAGACAAAGCGGCCGUCUUUGAAGACAAGAACAAUCCGACGGCUGAGAAGCAAAAUCUCUGGAGACUUGCAACGGUAACCAAGGUGGAGGAGUUGAAGCUUGUUCUCAACAUGAUCCCCAUAUGGCUUGCUACUCUGCCAUUUGGAAUAUGCAUAGCGCAGAGCACCACAUUCUUCAUAAAACAGAGUGUGACUAUGAACAGAAAGAUCGGAGAUGGUUUUGUGAUUCCCCCGGCCUCCAUCUACGGAAUUGCAGCAAUAGGAAUGAUAAUCUCCGUGACCAUUUACGAGAAAUUCAUCGUCCCUAUGUUACGAAACACAACAGGAAACGAACGAGGCCUGAAUCUCCUCCGGAGGAUUGGGAUUGGAAUGUCAUUUACAAUGGUUACAAUGGUGGUCGCAGCACUUGUCGAGAAGAAAAGGCUUGGUAUGGUGGAGAAUGAUCCGAAAAAGGGCGCAGAUUCAAUGAGCGUUUUCUGGUUGGCUCCACAGUAUCUCAUCAUUGGGUUCGGAGAUGGGUUUGCUCUGGUGGGGUUGCAGGAGUACUUUUACGACCAAGUUCCAGAUUCCAUGAGAAGCCUAGGCAUUGCACUUUACCUUAGUGUCAUAGGAGCUUCAAACUUCCUCAGUAGUUGGUUGAUAACGGUCGUUGACCACGUGACCACCACAAGCACGGGCAGCCACGGUUGGUUUGGUAAAGAUUUGAAUUCUAGCCGCUUGGACAAAUUCUAUUGGCUGUUGGCGGCCAUUUCUUCGGUGAACAUGUUCUUUUAUGUGUUCUUGGCUCGAAGGUAUACUUACAAAAAUGUGCAGAAGGUGGUUGUCGCAGACUGCCAUGAAGGCGAUGAUGAAGCUGUGGUGUAGUCAAAGGGCAUUGAUAUAUAUAUAUAUAUAUACUUUCUGCUUUCAGUAUAGUGUGUUUAAAUAAGUAAAUUAUCAAGUU